This is a messenger RNA of Prunus mume (Japanese apricot), 1830 nucleotides long. Lineage: Eukaryota; Viridiplantae; Streptophyta; Magnoliopsida; Rosales; Rosaceae. The record is from RefSeq and is a predicted model, not a curated record.
UGGAAAUUUUGAAUAUGAUGCUCGACAAAAUGAAUUGGAGCGGCUUUUCGGUAGAUAUGGGAAAGUUGACAGAGUGGAUAUGAAGUCUGGAUUAUCUUGGGAUAUCCAUUCUCUCCCAGGCUAGUGGAUGGGCUCUUCAGAAUUCCUUGUCUUGCCUGUGACGAGCUUCCUCUUCUUGUUAUCAAGAAGAGUCACUCUGAUCUGCCAUUGCACUACCGCCAUCCCACAUUUUCCACAGUCACAAUUGCCUUUCAUUCUUCAUGAAUUUCGCCCAGCCCUCAAUUUCAGACAUGUUUCAAGAUUGAAACACUGCCCAAUCCCAUGGCAGAGGCAGCAGAUUAGAUGGAGAAGGCACUAUCUUUACAUUGACCCACCAUGAGACAUCCACUUUUGGAUUGUUGUCCCUUGACAUCACUUAGUUCAUAAUACAAGGGUUUGCUUUUAUCUAUAUGGAAGAUGAGAGAGAUGCUGAGUAUGCUAUUCGGGGACUGGAUCGGAAAGAAUUUGGUAGAAAAGGACGCAGGCUUCGUGUUGAAUGGACGAAGGUAGCAAAUCAUGAACGUGGUACUAGAAGACCGGGUGCUUCAAGAAGAUCUUCGACUAAUACAAGACCUUCAAAGACCUUGUUUGUUAUAAAUUUUGAUCCGUAUCACACUAGGACCAAGGAUUUGGAGAGGCACUUUGAUCCAUAUGGGAAAAUUGUGAGUGUUAGGAUCAGAAGAAAUUUCGCAUUUGUUCAGUAUGAGUCACAAGAAGAUGCUACUAGGGCAUUGGAAGCUACGAACAUGAGCAAGCUGAUGGAUCGAGUUAUAUCAGUGGAGUAUGCAGUUCGUGAUGAUGAUGAAAGAAGAGACGGCUUUAGUCCUGAUAGGAGAAGUCGUGAUAGAUCACUAGACAGAGGCCGUGAUAGAAGAAGAUCCCCAAGUCCCUACAAAAGAGAGAGGGGUAGCCCUGAUUAUGGCCGUGGCCCUAGCCCUGGUCCCUACCGGAGAGAGAGGGGUAGUCCUGAUUAUGGCCGUGGCCCAAGUCCUUAUCGAAGGGAGAGAGUAAGUCCAGACUAUGGGCGAGGCCACAGCCCAAGUCCCUAUCGAAGGGAGAGAUCUGAUCAUGGCCGGAUCACUAGUCGUAGUCCCCGGAAAGAGAGGGUGAGUGCAGACCGUAUCCGUGAUCGUACCCGUAGCCGUAGUCCUUAUGGAAGAGAGAGGCCUGGUGCUGACAAUGGCCAUGCUCCCAUCCAUAGUCCAUAUAAGAGAGAUAGGGACAGUCCUGAAAAUGGUGCCAUCGAGAGUCCAUAUAAGAGAGAGAGGGGCAGUCCUGAAAAUGGCGCCAUCCAGAGUCCAUAUAAGAGAGAUAGGAGUAGUCCUGAAAAUGGUCGGGGCCCCAGCAGCAGUCCUUAUGAAAGAGAGAGGGUCAGCCCUGAACAUGGUCGCGGUCCAAGCCCCAAUUCUGUGCCUGAAGCUAGGGGGGACAGCCCUAACUAUGGUGGGCCUGAAAGCCCCAUGCAGGAGAGAUAUAGCAGCCGUUCACCACAAGCUGAGGAAUGAUGAUGAUCUUGAUCAGUGGUUUGGAUCUGUCUGGUUGUGAGAUGCUGCAGUUUGUGGUUCCCUUGAAAACUCCCUCUGUAGAGUCGAAUCGUAAUACAGCUUAUGUAGUUUCUUGUAGCCUUAUUUCUGAGUUGUAGCUUUUAGAGAUACUUGUCUGCAGUUGUUUCAAAACUUCAUGGAACUUAUUAUUGCUAUUGAACAAGCAACUUGAUACAGAAUUUGGCCCUCCAAGUGGUUGUUUACAAUUUCAAUUUCAAUUUCAAUUUCUUGAAUGUUCCGUUCGUAA